GGGUUAUCCGCUUUCGGGCUAGACAUGCCCACGAUUCGUUCGUUCAUCUCGAGACCGGGAUCGGAGUUCGCGUGUUGCUUCCUCUCACCUCUUCCGCUCUCCUGACGGCGCCGUCACCCCCUUCCUCCUCCCUCUCCACGGCCACCACUUCCGACGGAAUCCUAACUUUUCCCGUCGCUGGAUUUCGUUCCGCUUCUGUUCAGCCAUCUCUGCCUCCCUACAAGCGUUUCUGGCUAUUUGAUAAAAGAAACCCUAACUCCAAAGCUAAUCCGGGGAGGGAGGAGGGUAUCCGGUGCAACAGGACGUGCAGAGAGCCUAUUUCGAUUGAGUUAUGAGCUGUUAACGGAUUAAACAAGGACAAGGUACAAGAAUUUUUUUGCAAGGGUAGGCAGCUACAGGCUGAUUCAAGUUUUCAUCCAGGUUGUCGCUAAUUUGUGCGGUGAGAAAUUUCUGUGAAGUAUUGUUGGAUAAUGGAGAUACAAACGUCUGGAAAGCCUAUUGAUACUUUAGUAGAGAAGGUUCUUUCCAUGAACAUUCUAUCAUCUGAUUAUUUCAAAGAACUUUAUAGACUGAAGACUUACCAUGAAGUUAUAGAUGAGAUCUACAACCAAGUUGAUCAUGUGGAACCAUGGAUGACUGGAAAUUGCAGAGGACCUUCCACAGCAUUUUGUCUGCUUUACAAAUUUUUCACAAUGAAAUUGACGGUCAAGCAGAUGCAUGGACUGUUGAAGCAUCCUGAUUCUCCUUACAUUAGAGCGGUUGGCUUCCUCUAUCUUCGUUAUGUUGCAGAACCAAAGACACUGUGGACAUGGUUUGAGCCAUAUGUUAAGGAUGAUGAGGAAUUCUCUCCUGGUUCCAAUGGUCGACUUACAACAAUGGGGGUAUAUGUGCGUGAUCUUCUUCUUGGGCAGUACUACUUCGAUACACUCUUUCCAAGGAUCCCUGUCCCUGUUGUUCGCCAAAUUGUUGCUAAUCUGGAGAAACUGAAGCUCCCUGCCAAGCAUGCUGGUGUAACUGGAGAAUCUAGUCGUCAGGGAUCUGAUGAUGUUGCUCGCCGUCCACCUUCUGUAAAGGCUGCGUUAUCAGUUUCUUUUGGUCAGCGUGCUCCACACCGUGCAUCUACCAGAGAUUCAUCUCCAGUCAGGAGGACUGUAGGUUCUGCACCUGAACGAGGUGAGAGUGAUGAACAUCGGAGGUCAUCUCCGCACAUUCGCAGGAGUAGCAGCCGUGAACGACAUGAUCGAGAUCGUUCGGACCAUGAACAACGUGAUCGUGAGCGAGAACGCUCUAACCGUAAUCGCAGUCAUGAGCGUCGUGAUGUAGAACGGUCAGGGCAUGAUCGAGAUAGGGACCGUGACCGGAGUCAUGAGCGUGGCGAUCGUGAUAGAGAAUCACAUAAAUAUAGACACUUAGGGAGAGACCAUGGGAGGGAUCAUGACAGGAGUGGAAGAGACCAUGAUGGCUAUAGACACUCUAAUUCUCGCCGAAGCAGGAGUAGGAGCCGGAGCCGGAGCAGAAGCCGAAGUCAUAGUAUUAUUUAUGGCACAGAUUCUGACCAUCAAUCUAAACCAUUCAUAGAAGAAAAUAAAGACAAGACUAAGGUGGUCUCAAGCAAUCUGAUAAAGUUGAAAGAUUUAUAUGGUGAUGCAAGCGAAAGGAAAAGUGAAGAACCUACAGAUCGGCUGCGGAAAGACACUAGCAGCGAAGAAGUUAUAAGAUUGGGGGGCUUUACAUGGAAAUGAAGUCGUUAUGACACUUUCCAAUGGUUGUUUUGUAACAUCGACUAAGGAUAUAGCGAUCUCUUGGCCUCACUGAAAAUCAACCAAUUCUCUGUGGGUGAAAUGCUAGACUCUGUAACAUUCGAUGCAAGGAAACAAUGUAGAGGUGUCACUGAAUCUGCAGGGACAUCAAUUUCUCUUUGUUCAACUUUAAAAUUGUUUGGAAUUGGAUAUCACAGGUUGUAUGCUACUCCUGUACUCUAUCAAUUUCUUUUAAAUUAAUUGGCUACUGGAUUCCUGUCA
Molecule: messenger RNA, 2021 nt
Organism: Zingiber officinale
Lineage: Eukaryota; Viridiplantae; Streptophyta; Magnoliopsida; Zingiberales; Zingiberaceae
Product: pre-mRNA splicing factor SR-like 1
Exons: 6
Coding region: 471-1742 (423 amino acids)
Cellular component (GO): precatalytic spliceosome
Source: RefSeq, a predicted model, not a curated record